Molecule: messenger RNA, 3652 nt
Organism: Neoarius graeffei (lesser salmon catfish)
Lineage: Eukaryota; Metazoa; Chordata; Actinopteri; Siluriformes; Ariidae
Gene: elapor1
Product: endosome-lysosome associated apoptosis and autophagy regulator 1
Exons: 22
Coding region: 127-3090 (987 amino acids)
Biological process (GO): positive regulation of vacuole organization; autophagosome assembly
Cellular component (GO): lysosome; late endosome; extracellular exosome
Source: RefSeq, a predicted model, not a curated record
CCAGCUGUCACUCUAACAGGAUCUCUCUCUCUCUCUCUCUCUCUCUCUCUCUCUCUCUCUCACUUUGAUUUUCUGUUCGCACGUCGUUAUUUCUAUUUAUGUAUAUAUAUAUUUUUUCCCCCGACGAUGUUACUGAAACGUUUACAUUUUACAGUUAUUUCCCAGUGCAGCUUGUCCGUUUCCACAGUGUUUUUCGCACUCCUCUUAUUAGACGCGCUGGAGCCGAUGGAGCUGCCCAGCUGUAAAGAGUCAGAUUACCACUUUGAGUAUACAGACUGUGAUGUUCUGGGGUCCAGAUGGAGAGUGGCGAUACCCAACAAGCCUGACACAUGCACAGGCCUCCCUGACCCAGUUAAAGGAACACACUGCACGUUUUCAUGUGAGGAAGGUGAAUAUCUGGACAUGAAGACACAGGAGUGUCAGAAGUGUGCAGCAGGGACCUACUCCCUGGGUACAGGAGUUGCCUUUGAUGAAUGGGACAACCUACCUGCUGGCUUUAUCAGCCAUGGCAUCAAUAUGGACAUAGGAAACAUCUACACUAACUGCACCAAUUCAACUUGGACUCCUAAGGGGGACUACAUAGCCUCCAACACAGACGAAUGCAGCUCCACACUGUCGUAUGCUGUGAAUUUGAAACAGCCCGGCUCAGUCACUUUCCAGUACUUCUAUCCUGAUAACAGCAUCUUCUUUGAAUUCUUUGUUCAGAAUGACCAGUGCCAGUCUACUGAUUCUCAGAAUCGCUGGAUGAAGAUUUCUGAGAAUGAUUGGGGGUAUCACUAUGUUCAAUUGAAUAGUGGGAACAAUGUUCUAUACUGGAGAACCACUGGGUUCUCUCUGUCUGGCAGGGCUGUUAAACCGGUUCUGCUGAAGAACAUCGCUAUCACAGGAGUUGCAUAUACAUCUGAAUGUUUCCACUGUAAGCCUGGCACCUAUAGUGCUGAACCUGGCGCUGCUCACUGCACCCCCUGUCCAGUUAACACUUACUCCAACAAGGGGGCUGCUGCAUGCCAGCAGUGUGAAGAAGGGAAAUAUUCAGGGAUCGGGUCAGGAACAUGUCAGCAGAGGCCACCCUGCACGACCAGCGAUUACUUUUACACUCACACUCCUUGUGAUUCCAGAGCACAGACACAGCUGAUGUAUAAAUGGAUUGAACCAAAAAUCUGCAAUGAGAAUACAGAGGGAGCAGUCACUCUUCCAGCCUCAGGGGAGAUGCAGACCUGUCCUCCAUGUAAUCCUGGUUUCUUCACUAACAAUUCUUCAGCUUGCCAACCCUGUCCACAAGGCUUCUACUCCAAUGGAACAGCAUGUUCAGAGUGUCCUGCUGGAACGGAGCCAGUGAUGGGUUUCGAGUAUAAGUGGUGGAACAGGAUGCCCAGCAACAUGAAUAGUUCAGUCUACAGACAAGAGUAUAGCAGCACUCAGAGGAGCACAGGAUGGGAGGUAGCUGGCGAGUACGUUUACACGACGCCUGGAGAUUUGGACUCAGACUGUAUGAUGCUAACACUCUCUGUACCUGGUUAUAGCUUGCCCUACUCCUUGGAUAAAGAUAAUGAGAGAACAGAACUUUCUAGAAUCACAUUUGUCUUUGAAACCAAGUGCACAGCUGACUGCACACUUUACUUCAUGACCGGCUUGAAAGAGAGGGCCAAUCAUGUGGUGGAGACCUGGAGAGGCACUAUCAGGAAGCAGUCCUAUUCUUAUCUUAUUAUGAGCAAUUUCACUGUGAGCUUUACCUGGGGCUUUCAGCGCACUGAUACCUACAGUAUGGAACGACAGUACAGCUCAGACUUUGCUAAGAUUUACUCUCUUCACAUUACUAAUGUGAUUGGAGGAGUGGCUUCUCAGUGUCGACAGUGUGCACUAGACUCCUCUCAGACAGACCUGGCCUGUGUCUCCUGUCCUCCUGGACACUACAUGCUAAAUGGCACUGGAGUAUGCAGGAGAUGUCCACCAAACACCUUUAUAAGGCCUGAACAGCCUCUGGGAGAGGAAGCCUGCAUCCUGUGUGGACCUAAUACUAAGAGCAACCAAGCCGUGUCAGCCUGCGUGAGUGACUGCACUCUGGCUAUACAGUAUAAAGGAGAAACUCUGCAGUAUGAUUUCUCUCCCCUGGCCAGCGUCACUCACUUUCAGAGCAGCCCUCGCUUCACCAACAGAGGCCUUCGUUAUGUGUAUCAGUUCAGUGUGGGGCUGUGUGGCACAGAGGACCGUGUUCUGGCUUCCUGUGUUGAUAAUGUAACUGAGAGCAGGAAGGAGGUGAAUGGUUACAUCUGUCAGUCAAGCAUAGUGCCUACCGAUGUCAGAGGUCAAACUGUGGUGUCCUCACAACCCUUUGUUAUUGGAAGCACAUUGAUUGGGGUAACCACUGACUCCACACUUGAUCACAUCUCAUCUUCUGAGAGUACCUUCCCUGCACAAUCUGAUCUGCCUGAUGUCAUAUUUUACUACCGGACAAGUGAAACCACACAGGCAUGUAAAAAUGGCAGAUCUACUUCCAUCAGACUCCGAUGUGAUCCCACAGUGACGGCAAUGGAUCGGAUUUCCUUACCAAGUAACUGUACAGAGGGAACAUGUGAUGGCUGCUCCUUCCACUUCCUGUGGCGUUCUCAGUAUGCCUGUCCUCUUUGUUCUGAGAGGAACUAUAAAGAGAUAGUGAGUGCCUGUAUUCAUGGAAUUCAGAGGACUACCUAUGUGUGGGAACAGCCUCUGCAAUGUACAGGUGGAGUGCCUCUUCCAGAUCCACAGAUUAGUGCUUGUGUCACUUUGGACUUCUGGCUCAAAUUUGGUGCUUCUGUUGGAUCAGUGACAGCGAUACUGCUCAUAACCAUCAGCUGCUACUUCUGGAAACGGACACGCAAGCUGGAGUAUAAGUACUCAAAGCUGAUGAAUACAGAGUCAAAAGAAUGUGAACUUCCUGCUGCAGACAGUUGUGCCAUUAUGGAGGGAGAGGAUUCAGAAGACGAUCUCAUCUACCUCACCAAAAAAUCCUUUUUCACCAAAAUUAAAUCCUUCAGCAGAGAGAGAACAUCAGAUGGCUUUGACUCUGUCCCUCUGAAGUCAUCGUCAGGCAUGGAGAUGGAGAUGACCUAGACCCGUAAGCCGGCAACAGACAAUGGGAACUGCUCUAUGAAAACCUCACCCUCUGAAAAUCACUGUUUUUUAUGAUGUCCUCUUUGUAAACGUAAGAAAGAACGGCCAGAAGAGAUCCAUCUCUCACAGGGACAGUUCCACCACCGUUUUGAUUUUUGUUAUUCAAGGUUUUCUAUUGAGCGCAAGCAAUUUGUUUAACCUUCCUUCAUUUAUGAUUUGUGUCAAAGAUGAGAAAGCAUUAGUGGUCUGUAAAUUCUUGAUCACGGAUCAUCUUUGGGGGAAAAAACAAAACUAUAUAUCCAGCAGUGCAGUUAACAUUAUGUCAGGUCUGUUAAUUUGUGUUCAAUUAAGGUUAGCAGAUAUGAUGACUUUCCUGAGAAAGAUUUACCCCCCACCCCCCGUAGCGUUGUAUGCACAGCAGGAUAACCUGAUAUGACUAUAUUGUACCCCUAAUAUCUCCUGCUUCUAAUUUAAAGACAUUUCACUUGUCUUGAUUGUCUGCACAGAAUGUGAGUUAUAUAAAAAGUAUUUACUCCAAUUAAAAUCUUCAGUUAUUUUAAAA